AUGGGCUACACAUUAUGCGUGCUAGGGUGCGGCACGAUGGGCAUCGCCAUCCUCUCCGGCGUCGUGGACAGUCUGCAAUCCGUUACACGGACCAAGGGCGAACCAAAAUGGGAGUCGCAUACGCCCAGUACUCUGACGCCUCUGCAUACCCCGACACCGCUUGACGCUCUGGAGGCAUCGCUGCCCUCGCGGUACCUCGCAUGCGUGAAGCGGCCGGAGACCGCGAACGAGCUGAAGACGGUGUUUGGGUCCUUGGGUCAGCUCGGACGAGCGGUGGAGGUCAUCACAGACGAUAACGUCGCGGCCGCGAAACAAGCGGAUGUCGUGCUCUUAUGUUGCAAGCCACAAAUGGCGCAGUCGAUCCUUUGCGAAGAGGGUAUGAAAGAGGCGCUGGACGGCAAGCUCCUGAUCAGCAUCCUCGCCGGCGUUACCAUCUCCCAAAUGCUGGCCUGGGUCUUGCCCUCGACGAAGGUCAUCCGGGCCAUGCCCAAUACACCGUGCAAAAUUCGAGAGGGUAUGACCGUCGUCAGCACCCUCCCCGCGACGGCAGAUAGCGAGAUCGACCGGGAGAUCAUCCUUAAGAUAUUCUCGUCCAUCGGCCGCUGCCGCUUCCUGGAGGAGAAGCACUUCGACGCGUGCACCGCGCUAUCCGGCUCCGGACCUGCGUUCGCCUGCAUCUUCCUGGAGGCGAUGGCGGACGGCGGCGUCAUGAUGGGCCUCCCUCGCGCGGAAGCUCUAGAGCUCGCGGCGCAGACUUUGCAGGGCGCUGCUCGCAUGUCGCUCCAACCAGGUGCUCAUCCGGCUCAGAUCAAGGACGCUGUGACCACUCCCGGAGGCUGCACCAUUGCGGGCUUGCUGACGCUCGAAGACGGAAAAGUCAGGUCGACCAUCGCGAGGGCGAUUCAAGUCGCCACGGAACGCGCCAGCGAGCUCGGUCAGCCGGGCAAGAAAUGA
This is a messenger RNA of Punctularia strigosozonata HHB-11173 SS5, 954 nucleotides long. Its product is annotated as pyrroline-5-carboxylate reductase. The transcript is spliced from 6 exons. NCBI's taxonomy places the organism in Eukaryota, Fungi, Basidiomycota, Agaricomycetes, Corticiales, Punctulariaceae. Bases 1 to 954 code for a protein of 317 amino acids. Gene Ontology annotation, molecular function: pyrroline-5-carboxylate reductase activity. The record is from RefSeq and is a predicted model, not a curated record. Gene Ontology annotation, biological process: L-proline biosynthetic process.